AUGGCCGCCUCGCCGCGCGCGGAGCUGGCGGCCUCCAGUGUCCAAGCCCCGGUAAAUCCCAACACCCCAACGCGGGCCGCCCAGGACGAGGACCCAGACUCUAGGCUUAUAGGCUUAGAGGAUCUGGCGGCCGUGGUGGCGGCCUUGGAGGAAGAGGAGGAGGAGGAACAGGAAGAUGAGAAGGCAGUGCAGCGGUCGCGGGCGAUGACUGACUUUAACAUCAUUUCCGGGGUGAAUAACCUAACAUAUAUGAACUAUGAGGACCCUGUGGACUUUUCUGAUAUUUUCCACUCUAAUGAAGAAUAUUUCAGGAAACUAGAAGAGCUGAAGACUGCCCACAUGGAAACUAUGGCAAAGUUAGAGAAAAUGUACCAGAAUAAAUUAAAUUUAAAGAAAGUGCAGCCAGUGAUCAUCAGGGAUGAAGCUUCUAGUGUCUCUUCCAUGUGUGUAUCAGAAAAGAACUAUCACCCUAUCUCGUUAAUCACAUCACUUUCAGAACCUGAUUUAGGUCAUUCUUCCUCCUUGAUUGUGUCUUCCUCUGAAGAUGAGCUGCCCAACUUAGAAAAAGACUAUCCUGAGAAAAGCAGAAUGAUGACCUAUGCUAAGGAGCUCAUCAACAACAUGUGGACCAACUUUUCUGUUAAAGAUUACAUUCAGUGUGAAGGUGCUGACUUCCCAGCAAUUAAAAAAACAGGGAAGAAAUCAAAAGAAUGGGUGCCAAAGAUUACAGUACCUGAGCCUUUUCAAAUGAUGAUUAGAGAACAGAAGAAAAAAGAAGAGAACAUGAAAUAUAAAUCAGAUAUUGAAAUGGCACACAAACUGCUCAAAAAACAAGAAGAUUCAGAGUGUAAGAAAAAAUUCCGAGCCAACCCAGUUCCAGAAUUUGUCUUUUUCCCCCUUUAUCAUGACAUAGUCAAGCAAAAUGAAGAACGAAGGAGGAUUAUGAAGGAGAAAAACAAAGAAGCACUUUUGGCCUCACAAAAGCCAUUUAAGUUUAUUGCACGGGAGGAACAAAAGCGAGCAAUCCGGGAAAAGCAGCUGAGAGACUUUAUUAAGUCUAAAAAGAAAACAAAUCGAUUUAAAGCCAGACCUAUACCUCGAUCUACUUAUGGUUCAACUACCAAUAACAGGUUAAAAGAAGAAGAGCUCUUUAGAAAUAUUAAGACACAGCUGAGAGCCCAAGAACUUUUACUGAAUUCAUCCCCUUCGCCUUAUAGUCCACCUCACAGAAGUUUUGCUGCAAGGAAGCCCAAGAAUCCCAAACAGGCUGAACAGUUGAAGUGUAAAUGCAAGUCUAGGAGCCCGAUUGCUGAUUUUGGAGAACCUCCUGAGAGAUAUCAGAAGCACCUCCCAGAACAGAAAAGUCCAAAAAUCCUUUUAGUUUACAAACCAUCUGAUCUUCAUGCAGCCUCACAUGCAUCCACUAAAAGAGAGAAAAAUUUGGCAGAUAAUAAAGCAGAGGAAGAAAAUUUGAAAGAAACACAUUGGGCUUAUCAGUCUCUAAGGCACAAGUCACCAGGAAGAAGUCCAAAUGCAAAGCGUGUGCCUUAUAACUGCAGCCCUCCAAUGCCCACAGUAUCUUCCAGAGGAAGAGAACAAGCCACCAGGAGAUCACUUGAGGAAAAGAAAAUGUUGGAAGAAGAGAGAACUCGGAUCCUAACUAAGCAGAAACAAAGAAUGAAAGAAUUGCAGAAACUCCUGACAACCCGGACUAAGGCUUAUGACUCACAUCAAAGUUUAGCUCAAAUAUCUAAAUCCAGAAUAAAAUCUCUCAGAAAGAAUGAAAAGGAAAGGAUGAGAGAAUACCGACGAGAACUAGAAGAAAUAGAAGAAAAAUUAAAACACAGGCCACUACUAUUUCAAAGAGUUGCUCAGAAAAAUGCAAGAAUGGCAGCAGAAAAGCAUUAUUCUAACACCCUAAAAGCACUAGGAAUAUCUGAUGAGUUUGUUUCAAAGAAAGGCCAAAGUGGAAAAAUAUUUGAGUCCUUCAGCAAUCAAGAGAUGAAAAGUUUCACUGAAGAUAAAGAAAGCUUUAAUGAAGAAGAAAAUAUAGAAGAAAGAGAGAAUGGGGAAGAAAAUUAUUUUACUGAAACCAACAGCCAGGAUUCUUGUAAGGAAAAUGAAGCCGAAGCCGAAGAAGAAAGUGGAGAAGAGAAAUCUGUUGAAGAAUAAAACAGAAUCAGCAGGGCCUCCUUUCUGUGCCUGUGCUGUUAUUUGCAGCAUCCGGUGUUAGCAGCUUUGCUUGUUUUGUUAGGAACAUGGAUGGGAAGGAACCCUUCUGAUCUGUGCAGGGCUCUUUAGCAAAGUUAUUUGUAGCCAAAAAGGCAAAUCCAGCUGAUUAGUCAUUUAGUCUGAGUACGGCUUUGCCUAUUCAGUUUUUUAAAUUGCUACAUGAGCUCUGUUUGCAACUUUGCUCUUACUUGUAUUUUUUAAAAGCAGUUGAGAAUCAACAGCUGUCACAAACUGAUUAGUUAUUAUGUCAUUAUUUUUUGGUAGAAAAAAAUGGUUUAGCAUUGAGAGCAGAGAAAAGUAUUGUCCUUUGGUGAUUUGUUUGAAAAAAAUUUUCUGGAAAGCAUGACUCAAUACAUAUUUUAAAAUUGUACUGUUUGCCCAUUCUUUUUCUCUGCAAUACAUCUCACAAAAUGAACCCUCACAGUUGUUUUACUAGUUAAGUUUAUCUGAACCAUUUUUAUUUUUAUUU
Myotis lucifugus (little brown bat) is the source of this 2701-nucleotide messenger RNA. It is a transcript of the gene FAM161A, whose product is annotated as family with sequence similarity 161 member A. The coding region runs from base 1 to 2172 and encodes 723 amino acids. NCBI's taxonomy places the organism in Eukaryota, Metazoa, Chordata, Mammalia, Chiroptera, Vespertilionidae. The record is from RefSeq and is a predicted model, not a curated record. Gene Ontology annotation, biological process: cilium organization. The transcript is spliced from 7 exons. Gene Ontology annotation, cellular component: cilium; ciliary basal body; photoreceptor connecting cilium.